AUGGGCUUCUUCUCUGCCGCCAAGGCAAUGUUCACCACGCCAGUCGGCGUGCUUCUAAAUCAGCAGCGUGGAAUGGCCCGUUUGGGCAAUCUAGCGCCAAUGGAAGGUGCCGUCAAAGGUUAUAAAAGAGUCGGUAGAGGUCAAGCUUCCGGUUUGGGUAAGACCUCUGGACGAGGCCAAAAGGGUCAGAAGGCCCGUGGAAAAGUGCCACGUUGGUUUGAAGGUGGUCAGACGCCAUACUUUAAACGUUUCCCUGUGGUGGGUUUCAAGAGACCUCACAGAAGAGAGUACAACGGGUUGAACUUGGAGAAGGUGCAGCAUUUCUGGGAAAAGGGUAGAAUUCCUUUGAAGGAGGGCGAAACCUUGGACUAUAAAGUCAUGAGAGAGUGUGGUCUCGUCACUGGUACCAUGAAGGAUGGUGUUAAGCUUUUGGGUAACGGUAAGGAAACAUACAAUGUGCCUUUGAACAUUGAGGCUACCAAGGCGUCUAUUGGUGCCAUCAACGCUGUUGAAAAGACAGGACACUCAUACACAUCUGUUUACCGUACCAACUUGGGUUUGCGUGCGUUCUUGGACCCAAACAAGUUCCUUUUGAAGAAGGGAUAUGUGCCUAUGCAAGCUAGGCCAAUGCAUAAGAGAGACGUUGCAUACUACUCUAACCCUGAGAAGCGUGGAUACUUGUUGAACGAUAGACUGAUCUUCUUGGACCCUGUUGGAGCUAUCCAGGCUAACAUUGCUGGUAAGACCAAGAAGAGAGACAAGAAGAGCGCCUUGGAGGCUCAGUUGGAGAAGGCCUCCAACAAGUCGUAUGGAGACUUUUCCCAGACUCGUGUUGUGGACGUUUCGAGUCUUUAA
Candidozyma haemuli is the source of this 855-nucleotide messenger RNA. RefSeq names its product mitochondrial 54S ribosomal protein uL15m (gene MRPL10). The record is from RefSeq and is a predicted model, not a curated record. Gene Ontology annotation, molecular function: structural constituent of ribosome. Gene Ontology annotation, cellular component: mitochondrial large ribosomal subunit. Gene Ontology annotation, biological process: translation. Bases 1 to 855 code for a protein of 284 amino acids. NCBI's taxonomy places the organism in Eukaryota, Fungi, Ascomycota, Pichiomycetes, Serinales, Metschnikowiaceae. The transcript has a single exon.